Bicyclus anynana (squinting bush brown) is the source of this 7329-nucleotide messenger RNA. It is a transcript of the gene dtn, whose product is annotated as transmembrane protein 132E. The record is from RefSeq and is a predicted model, not a curated record. NCBI's taxonomy places the organism in Eukaryota, Metazoa, Arthropoda, Insecta, Lepidoptera, Nymphalidae. The transcript has 21 exons. Bases 416 to 4447 code for a protein of 1343 amino acids.
CCCACUCACGCAACUCGCGAGUCGACCGCCGAGCGCUACGAUCGCGUGCGAAGCUCUCCGCUCGAGCCAUGUGUAAUGUUUUCAUCGCAGUGCAUAUCUGUCAACCAGCUUUCGGACGCGAUGUUUUAAAUCAUGAAUGAAUAACUUCCCCAUUUGUUGUCGGCACGCGAUUUUGCUGCCAUUUCAAACGGCUCGAAAGGCCAGCUUUCGCCGGGUGUCCAGUUUUUCUCGCGAGCUUGUGCCGUUGACACUGCAGCGUGCGGGACCCGCAGUGCAAGUGUGUGGUUGAUUAGCGAACGUAAAGACGUCAGCUGAGUCGCGUAAACAUUGGCUUGACCGGGUUUGUCUGAUGAAAUGGCUGUACCGUCUUCGUAAAUUGCCUGACGCGUGAGAGACACGUAAAUAGGAUUCCAAGAUGCGGCGCCUGGUUCUGCUCCUGCUGACAGGGGUCGUGUUUGCGGUGGAAGUCCAUUUCGAGAAUAAGGACAGUGGAUUCUUCCUAAAACACACGGCGAGAUGGAACGGAGCGGGGCCACCGCCCGAGCCGAUGGGGACGGCUCUGCCUGGAGCUCUGUUAUCACUCGACCGAUUCACAGUUUUACAAGGUUCUGCUCCGGCGUCCGUCAGAGCGACCUAUGGGCCUUUCUCCACUAAGCAAACAGUACCAGCUCGUUACGCUGUGCCCGAUCCCCUCGAACCACCUCGACGUAACGCCAGUUUAGUAGAAUUACAAGACGCCACGGCGCACAGACUUGACGUAUCGGCCCAUUUGGUAUUUCGAGAACUACCAAAAGAUGCACCAGUUCUCAGAGUACUGUUUCACACGGGUGGUGAAGGGGGCGCCCGGCGAGCGGCAGCCCGACCUCGUCGCGUUUGUAUCACUUUACACGCUAGCAUUGGCAUCAAAACUUUGACUGCAACGUGUGGACCUGAAGGCGAAGAGGGAGCCUGUUUGGCAGAGCUAACCGUUCCCGCGGCGUGGUGGCCUGCGGAUGGGAAAGGAAAACGACCACCGAGAACUAUGAAGCUAGCAUAUAGUGCAGCAGAAGCGAGCAGCGGUGAGACUGGUGAAGGGGUGUGCGGUAAAGUCUCCGUUCAACCGGCGUGGCCGUUGGGCAUAGUUACUCUGGCUGGACCAAGAGCUGGAUACAGGGAAGCGAGAGCGGGUGACACCGCCCUGCUGCUGCCAAGGGCACCACUGUAUCCUCACUUCAGAUUACACCUGCCUUUCGUUGUUCGCCGCGAUGCCAGUCAUACAAUUGGACAUGUUGUUAUACGGAUGAAGGUGAAGUCCGGACUGAGGUUGGUGAGUGUGACGGCAGCGAACUCGCACUGGGCUGUGACGGCAGAAGUGAAGCCCAGGGCCGCCACGGUCACAGCCACGCGACUGGAGCAACCGCUGCAAGAUGAUGACACUCUUGAUGGGGACGUAGAAGAAACCAGUAGUGGACCCGGUGGCCCGGGAUGGGACGAGAUCCUCACCUGGCUGGUGGAAGUUGGCGCCGAGGGAGAGGGAGACGCGGAGGGGUCGGAAGGCGAGUCAGGCCGCGGCACAGCCCGUAUCAGCUGGUCAGCAAAGGUGUCCUCAUCACCCAGCGCCACAUCCACCACGGAGGAAACUCCUCACGAGCACCGCGUCAACACAAGACUUGACAUCGAGAAGGAUGACAUUCAGGCUGUGCUUCCAAUUUCAAAGAACUGGGAGGUCCUCAACACGGCUGUGCUCACCGGGCGUCAAGUCUCUCAGGCGAUGAAGGUGCUGAUAGUAUCGCAAGCGGGUCAAGUUGCUGACGUCACGCUACAGAGCUCCUGCCACUCGGAGGACGAAAGUGUACUUAAAGUAUCGUCAUCAUGCAGUUCGGUCUACGUCGAUGGAUCGGAAAUCCGGGGCUCUUCGAACGCGUCGGUGAUAGUCAAAUACGGCACCUACACCGGUCUGGCGAGAUUCACCGUGUGGAUGCCAGAGUAUCCGCUCGAAAUCGACGUCGACGACAACCGGCUCUCGCAAAUCAAAGGCUGGAAAGUAUCAGACGAAGCGAACGGCAAAGACAGAUUAAGAAGGUCUUUGUCGUCGCGAGGGUGGGGCGGCUCCAGACCCGACGCGCCCAACUCCCUGACGGAUCAGCGUUCGUGCCGACUGCGAUAUCAACAAAGCAACGUUGAGGUGUACGCCCGAUUCCUGGCCAAAGACCACGACUCCGGGCGCGUGUCGUACUUCGUGUCCCGUCGGACGUGGCUCAAAGUGACCGAGCUCGUGUUGUCGCUAAUGCGGGUAUCCGACCCGCGUAUUGCGUCACUGCGCGAUCGCGUGCUGCAGGGACGCAGCACCGGCCGCACGGAAGUACAAGUUCUGUCGCCGAUCACGGGUAGAGUGAUCGGUCUCCGCGAAGUGCGCGUAGUGAACGACAAAGUAUCCAUUUCCCGUCUGUUCGUGCGAGUUAUAUCUGGACUGCAACUUAAUAUUUCCCCGGACACCGCAAUCGAGAAUGGAUACGUAUCUGAGACCACAGUAACUAGGCGCUUGACGGCACAGUAUCAGGAGGGAUUACUCGAUAUUGACAUAGAGUUUUCCGACACGACUCGCACGGCGUUGCGCGACGUCGCCGUGUCGGAUUAUUACUUGCUGGUGGAGAGCUUGGACACGGAAGUUGUGGCUUUUGCGCCGAUGCUGGCUUCGCGGCAUCCGCGUGUUAUUGCUGUUGGCGAAGGUAGCGGCGAGCUUCUCCGAGUAACCCUCCUAACCCCCGAGCAAUGCAGAUCGGGCCCCUUACGUCGGGUGGCCUUGCCCGGAAAAGGCGAUACCAAGACCCCCGCCAACAUUAAGAACAUACCGGGAGCACUGGCGAGCGCCGCGGCCAGUGUCGACGUAGACUUCAGCGGUAGUGAUGCGCCGCAAAGGCCCGACACACCACAAAAUGACGAUAUCAUGGCUCGAGGGGGUGUGAGGACUGGCAUAUCUGAUCUAAGCGACGUUCUUAAAGGAUUUUCUCCCUUCAAAGACGAAAAUAACCACGAGCCGACAGUACAAGCGCAACAAUACGGCUCUAUAUUCAGAAGCAACUCCGCGCUGCACCCCAGACACCCGCCGCAAAACAACAUGUCAAAAGUUGAAAUAGGCAUGUUCGUUCUACUGGGGGCAUUUUGCUUGGCCAUUGUGGUGUUCGUAGUGUCGUGCGUAGUGUACGCGUACCGGCUCAAGCCGGCCAACGCGGACACAAACAAUGGCAACGCGCGCCCCAUGCCGGCCGUGGCGGAGGGCGGGCGGCUGCAGGUGGCCGGGCUGGUCGGCACUACCCUGGGCCUGGCUAAGGACAAGCCUCCGAGGGAGUCCACCACUAACGCACACGACUGGGUUUGGUUGGGUCGAGCGACUAUCGAGAGAAAUGGUACCCGACAUCCCGUAAACCGAAACUCGACGCAACCGGCCGAAAAGACCAACAACAACCAAGAGAUGAGGAUCACGUCCAACCCCCUCAACUACAACUACGUGGACCCGGACGACGCCAUCAGGGACAACGGGAACGUCAUGGUGACCAGCUUCGACAACCCCAACUCCAUAGAACUGCCAUCGCAGAACGAGAAACGGGAGCGCGUCAUCGACUCCACCACCUACUGCAAGAAGCCAGCGAGGCACAACCGCCAGCACUCCGGAGACGGUCAUUGGCAAAUGGAUACCAGCGCCGAGGCCGACUACCGACCCCCCGUACCUCCCCAUAGGAACUCUUCAACGCCACAACCUCAAGUCCCUGUGCCGCCUAGAAAUACCACCAAAAUUUUGUCGGAGACCGUUAUGCCUCCUACUAGACGAAGCCACUCCAGGAAUCACCACAAGAAACACGAUCGCGAACAUGACUCCAAAAGAUCUCCGGAAAAUGGUCGACGCCCAGACCGAAUUAUUGAUUUGAACAAAGCCGAAUCCCCGUACAUGUCGAGCCGCGAUAUCAUGGACCAGUACAAACGCGACUCAUACCCCCUGCAACUACGAGACGAAUUCGACAACCCCGUGGAGAAGCUCACCAACAAGGACGACUGCGCCCGUAUGUUCGAGUUCGACAACGACGCGCCACUCAUCAUGGAGAAGAAGGACUACAGAGAAAUCGUCGGCCUCAACAGAGGAACUGACGACUCGCGACGCACUUUUGUGAAACCGGAGAGCCCUGACUACAUGCACGAUUCGGGAAUUGGAUUGCCAGAAGUACAAAUGAGACACAAGAACAAAAACAAGGAAUCAAACAACGCUAAAGGUGAUUUCGUUGAGCUGUCCACACAAACCAAAGGCGGGAGCUCCCCGGAGGUGAAGCGCGCCACGAUAGUCGGCAACCCCAUGUACUCGCGCGCGCCGGACGAGCCGCGCGACGCGACGGAGCCGCUCGGUCUCGACGACCUGCACAUGGACUACGAUCAAAUCAUGCACUAUUUCCACAACCUCAAGGAAUCAAACGCCUGAGUAGAGCAGAUCAUUGCAAAGAUCCGGCAGAUAUUGUCUACGUUUAAAUAUCAGCAUAUCACCAAAGCUCCUCCAAUCGACGUAUUCAAUGCACCCACCGACUCGGUCGGGGCAGCCGGGGAUAGUACUGUUGACGCGCGCAACAACAACGCACGCCCCGCACCCACGCAAGUGCUGUGCGACUCCAUCGCUCACAAAAACACCUUCAUGAAGCGUCAGUUGACGUUCCUACUGGAGCAUUUGAGCGAGCCGUACGAGUGAUGUUGCCAGUCAGAGUAUUAUCCUCAAACAAUAUGUGUCCGAAAGUGGAUCCUUGCAGUGAUCGGAAACGAAAUAUAAACGAUGUAACUUUUAUAACUAUUUAAGCUUUGACUGUUUAAGACUAUGGACCUGUUUCGCACCCAAAUUCACCUACAAAAAAGUCUGUCGUGUUUUGAGGGGGAUGAAGUAAACUCACACAUCGAAAAUAUUUAACACCAUUAAAUAUAUUGUGUCCAUACACUACACACAACUAUAAAUUUGACUCGCAAUACACACAGGCGUAAUUUUUAAACUCACAAACACAUUGACAAGACUAUCCACAGAAUAUAUGCAUAGAAUAUUUAAUUACUUGAUCGAUGUUUUGCUGUUCCGUAAAAUGAAUCGAUUCUUUUACGGAAAGAUAUUGUUUUUAUUAUAAAUUUGAUAAAAUUAAGGUAGAAACACUUACAAAUGAAACGUUACUCCAUCUUUUAUUAAACUACAAGUUUUUGGCCGUUUUUUAUGCCAUUCAACUACACAAACUGGCAUUUUUAGGGAGCUCUGUACAAGACGAAAACAAGUACAACAAUGAAACAUCGAUUCUAUAGCAACAGUUUUUAUUCUUAAACGUGUUAGAUCAUUGAUUUUUGAUCUUUACCAGAGGGGUAACGGUUAGCGAGGCAGGUCCUGUUAUUAAUGGUCGAAGUAUUUUAGCGUUAAACGUAUUUAAUCUAGUCAUCGAAGUGCACACGAGUGACGAACUGUUCGGUGUGCAUGUAGUAACUAAUACUCACAUGUCAAUCAAUAUAAUGUUGUAGAUAAUGAAUUAUACGCGUUCGUUUUAUCUGUUUUAUAAUGUAAACUUCUAUUCAGUCUUAAUAAACCACGAGAGCGAUAUAAUACCUACCUACGUACCAGUCAUUUUAUAGUCUUCGCCACAUUAUUCCAAUACCAAAUUAUAUAAAUUUAAUAUCUUCGCAUUUGUCCUAGAUCUGUAAAUAUUUUCCACUAGAGACAGUAAAAACGCUACCUCACUUAUAUAUUAUGUCUUAGCUUAGCCAAUAUCUAUAUCGCAAGCGAAAUGUACAAUUCGAGCUAGUACCUAAUACUAAUAUUGUUAAUAAUUUAUCAUUUUACAGCAAUUUAUUGUUUUGUAGAGUCCAAUUUUCGUUUAGUCCUUUAUAAAAUCAAAAAAUGUUUAUAGAUGUUAAGACUGCAGAUUGCCAGUGUUUAGGGUUAAUACUAAUUUAUUUAAUGGUUUAGCAAUUACCUACAUAGCAUAAGACAGAACUAGUCAAAUAUUUUAACUAUGGGCUAAUAAUUUGCUCAAGAAUAUAUUACAGUUAUAUGACAAUUAAUAUGCCAGAUUGUUAAUAUUAAAACACUUUUUUACGUUCCUUAUUUUAUACCACCGUAUGAAAAACUGGUGUUAUAAAUACUUUAGUUUUUAGAAUGUUAUAUGUAUAGUAGUACACUUAUUAGCACUCGGCCUACAACAAAUAUUCAGUGUUCAAUAAUACAGAACAGUAACCUUGUUGAUACUUGUAACCAUAUUACUGAUAAAUUAUUUAACGAAAGGCUAAUUAAAUGUAAUAUUGUGAUAACCGACUGCUAACAUUGAUUUGGUGCAGUCGACUUUAUAAAUAAAAAAGUCAUAUCAUAUUAUGAAAUCUAGCGCUUGUAUAAUAAUAUAUUGUAGACACUAUUAUUAAUUUAUUGAGAAAAUGUACAUUGCAUUUACUUGUAAGUUAGGUUUUUAGGCUUUGUAAAUAUUGUUAUGACGUUAUAUAAUUUAUAGUUAUGUGGAGGUCGGAUGGCGUAAUUAAGUCGCCAUUGACGGUCAAUUAUUCUCACGUUUCUGCAGCACGAACGUCAGCGAAGACGAACCGUCAUGCACGCAGUGACCAAUACACGAUCAGUUAUAGUCGUGGGUGCUGCAGAAACGUGAGAAUAAUUGAUCGUCAAUGGCGUGCAUUAGAAAAUAAAUGUGGUAGUCGCUUAACUUGCAGUCAGAGGAGUAGAUGCACACAAUUAUGAAGAAAUAUUUCGUGUCUGUUACAAAAUGUACACUAAAAAGUAAAUGUUUUUGAUCUUGUAAUUGUGUAUUAAUGUGACCCUGAAUAUAUUACUUAUUAUAAAAAAUAGAAAAAAGAAUGGUUAUCGGCAAAAAUCAAAUAGUGAAAAUAAUUUAUUAGAGUAAGUUGGUCAGUGACUAAUGUUUGCAGAAUGUUGAGUAUUGUAUCUGUAAUGAAGUUUUUAUAACUAAAUUGUGAGUUUUUAAUUUGUCUCAGAAAGCGAAGAAUUUGAAUGCUACAAAGUUAAGUUAUAAAAACAUUAUUAAAGAAGAUAUUUACUGUGCUAUUACUUAAAGAAUCUAUUGUAAAACUCGAUACUCCAGAACAUUGCGGAUAGUUGUUUGGCUUUUGUCGUUAGGUUAGACAAGUUGGACACGAAACUACUUUAUGCUGUAUGUAGUAUUUGUUACUGAAACACUUGUUUUUUGUUGAGUUUUGCCAUAUAAUAAAAGAGGAGUUUAUGAAAAUAAAAUAGUGCUACAAAAUUUAUACAUGUAUGCAAACUGAGGCUUGUCACGGAAAUCCUUUAAUAAGAUGUCAAAUAUAAUAAAACAAUAUUAAAUAUGA